This is a messenger RNA of Symbiodinium necroappetens, 1584 nucleotides long. The record is from the annotation of a GenBank genome assembly. NCBI's taxonomy places the organism in Eukaryota, Dinophyceae, Suessiales, Symbiodiniaceae.
AUGACCCUAUCCGAGUGGUUGGAUCCCUGGCCAUGGCUGUGGGUCGAGGUCCCACGGCGGGUCUCGAUACAGAGCAAACGGGUAGCGGUGCUGUAUUUGAUUGGCGUCCUUGCCACGCUCUCUUAUGUGAUCUUUGACUUCAUCUCGACGGAGGCCUGGCAUGGGAAGCUUCGCAUCUCCUCCGGCUCCGUCACCGUGUGGCGCGAUCCGCCAAAGGUGGAUCAUGCUGCAAGGAACCAUUGCACCAAUCCCGAGCAGUAUGACACAAUCUUCGAUGAGUCGUGGCAGUACAGGCCGCGGUCUUGUCGUCAUCUCGUGGGCAGCAGUGCCUUCCGCAAGCAAGGUGAUUGGCUUCACUUUCCAUCCUACGUGGAAGAAACCUACAUGUGGAAAUACUCAAACUGCACUGAGCAGAACAGGCUCGCUUGCAUGAACAUGGCACGGCCAACAGAUGUUUCAGAACAUGGAGAGAUUUCGUGGGAGGAGGUGAGCAACACCACUUGUAUCUGCAACCUGAAAGACAGCUAUUUCGCGCAGUAUCCAGAGGACGAAGUCUUGGUCUUCACUCACAGCUACUUCGUUCCCACGCUCGAUGGAAGUACCACUUUCGUUCAGACCAUCCUUUUGGCUGUCGACGGCUCCCGUUGCGUUGUCGGUGGGCAAUCUUCCUGGAGUGAGGCGGAGGCAGCGAUCGGCAUUGGGGCACCGCUGAGAGAUUGGAUCCGUUGUGCCGGUAUCGACUUAGACACGGAUCCGCUGCAUCUGACAAGUCAGACCGGCAGUCCCAACUUAGCGCGGCACCUGCGUAUAAUGGGCUUUAUACUGGACUUCAGCUUGAACUACUUGAGUCAUGGUGCACACAGAGAAGCGCACAAAGGCGUGGUCUGCUACAUCACGGUCAAGGCACAUGCUCAUCAGAUCUAUAUGUACGGAGUGACUCCUCGCUUCAGGAUCGAGGGGGACUUUCGUUUCUUUUCUCACACGCCCAUCAUGACCUGGAUCAUCUCGGCAACUGUCCUGUUCGGGUUGCCAGCGGUGCUUAUGCGCUACCUUGUAGAGUUCAUGCUGGGGGUGCCUUCCCAGAUCUAUCGAAGAGAGACUUGCAGACCUUUCGACAUCUACGACCAUCUGCGAAAAACGCAGGCGCGGAUGCUGAGCUCUCAUGCUGCCUACAGCGUCCUAUCGACCAACGCUUCGUUAGAUAAGGCCAGUCUGGAAAAAUAUUUGCAGGACCUUUAUGAUGCGCAGAUACGAGAUGGAACCUUGCAGCCGAAAGAAAUGGAGCGUCUCUGGCGAGCGACCAUGACUGGCUUCGAUAUUGACGAGUCUGGAAAGAUCUCGCUCGCAGAAUUCGUUGCAGCUGCGUCCAUGGUUGACGAUUUGCACCUGGAUGACAUCGUCCAUUUCCUUGACGCAGACCGGAAGGUGCCCUGUCUCGAGCGCCUGAUGGACAGCACCAGGCACCAGCUCCGAACCAAGAACCACAAGCUUCAUCAAAUCUCUCCCUCCCGAGAGCAAGAGUCCGCAGAGGAUUGCCGGGUGCCUGUUCGUUCGAGCUCCGAGAAUCCCAACAGCCUUUCGUGA